Molecule: messenger RNA, 3555 nt
Organism: Sciurus carolinensis (gray squirrel)
Lineage: Eukaryota; Metazoa; Chordata; Mammalia; Rodentia; Sciuridae
Gene: Ermn
Product: ermin
Exons: 3
Coding region: 238-1092 (284 amino acids)
Biological process (GO): regulation of cell shape; morphogenesis of a branching structure; regulation of cell projection organization
Cellular component (GO): myelin sheath; extracellular exosome; cell cortex
Molecular function (GO): actin filament binding
Source: RefSeq, a predicted model, not a curated record
UUGGCUAGACUGUUGCUUACAGGCUUCUGGAAAAUCUGGCAAAUCCUUUCGCAUUUAUUCUAAACUCUGUCUGGACACCUUUAGGAAAAGAAUCUGAUUAUUAUGUACCAAAGUGAAUAAUUUGUAUUUUUAGAGUCAGAGUUGGAACUAUAGGACUUGAAGGCAAAAGAAGGUACCUUAUCAAGGAUUUGCUCAGUUUCCCCAAAGCUCUUUCCAAAUUGGACUUCGGGGUACAUCAUGACAGAUGUUCCUGCAACAUUAGUUGGGGCUGAGUGUAAUGGGGAUAGCCUUCUCCAAACUGGUCAGCAGCCUAGCACUAAACUCAAUGAGAAAGCCGCUGAUGUGGAUGGGACCCCACCAGACUACAGGGUUGAACCCAGGCCUGAAGGUGUGCCCACAAAAGGAAAUCAGGAAGAAAGUGGAAAAUCACAAGGGAACAUUCUACUCAAUUGGUCCACAGAUGAGAAGAUUCUAAAAGAAAACCCAGGAGAUCACGUCUUUAUUGUUCAAAAGUCUAUCACAGAUCUGUCUCUCCAAGAAACAAGUGCCGAGGAAAUGACAUUCCGAGAAGGGAAUCAGUGGGAGAAGAUUCCUCUGAGCAGCAGUAACCAGGAAAUAAACAGUCCGAAAGAAAGAAUUGCCAAACAACCUCUAGAAGAGAGAGAGUAUGAUAGGAAGAACAAAGCUCACCAGGCAGCAGAAAUUGAAUGGUUGGGAUUUCGUAAACCUAGUAAAGUUGACAUAUUGUAUUCUAAACAAGACGAGCAGGAAGAGGUUUGGAAUGAAGAAAUUCAUGAUGAUAAUAAUGAUGACGACUGCAAUGAUGAUGAAGAUGAAGUUCGAGUGAUAGAAUUCAAGAAAAAACAUGAAGAAGGUUCUCAAUUUAAAGAAGAAACCGAUGCAAGUGAGGACUCCCCACUGAGCAGCUCCAGCUCCCAGCCUGUGACACCUGAAGAGCAGCCAGCGUUAGGAAAGAAGGGGGAUAUCUCCAGAAGUGCUUAUUCAAGAUACAAUACAAUAUCCUACCGGAAAAUAAGGAAGGGGAACACCAAGCAAAGAAUUGAUGAAUUUGAGUCAAUGAUGCAUUUAUGAACUAACUGGAACUGAGAAAUUCUCACACCUACUAAAGGAAAAGCUAAUUCCAUUGUCCUGAGUUGAAUGUUUCUAUGCCUUAAGUUACCCCCUGGAAACACAGGCAAGCGUAUUGUGUUUUUCCCUGUAGAAUAAUGUAGAAAUAACCUUAGACAAAACUCAGUCUGGUACUCUCAAAUAAAAAAGCUUUAGAUUCAUUCUUGAGCACUUGCUUUUCAAACUUUACUAAUAUAGCAUUAUGUGACAAACAUUAAAGAGCCAGACCCACAGGGGAUUGCAUGAUUUGGCUUUAAAAGUAGCAGUGCUGGGAAAGGUAGCCAUCAAAUGAAAGAGGGGACUCUUUGAAAUGACUCCUGUAUUUCUUUUGGUGUCUUUCUUCCUGUAAGUCCUCCUCCUUUUAAGCAUGGUUUUAUAGACUCCAGUAAUAAACUUUCCAGAAUUCUUUGCCUUAUUACCCUAAAAGAAAACAUUCUGAGUGGUUUUCCUUGGCAUCUACUGAGUGAAAAUUCUAUGGACCUCCUUCCUAGGUGUCACCAUUCACUGAGUUUUCUCACUAAGGGGCUGAGCAAUUGUUAGGCAGGAGAAUUCUGUUCACUAAAUGUUGGCUUUAUGCUUUCAAACUGAAUUAAACCCAUUGUGAGGUUGAUACAGGGAGGGGCUAGAAGACUGUGGGCAGUAGACGAAUGAGUUAUAUUGGUUAGUUGUAUUUUUGUGACUGAAAACAAAAUCUUGUCUAGCACAAUUAAAGUCAUUAAAAAGCAAAAUGAUGAUUUUAGCACAAUUUUUGGAAAAUGUCCCUAUUACCAUGCUUUCUCUUAUUAACGGUACCUUAGAAUAAUUUUCUUUCCUUAGAAACCUGAGACAAUGCUAGUCAUAACUGUACUAGUUACUAUGAAAAUGGAAAUAAUUAUCUUAGAAUAUUUUUGAAGAAGGGUGUGAGCAUAUAUUUUUAGUGAGAAAGUUCUGAUAGUUGUUGGAAAUACAUAAUUCACUGAACCUCAGCCCAAAUCAAAAACCUUCAAAUUAUGCUUAUGGAGCUUCACUCAAAUCAAUGCAUCAAAUAAUGUAUUGAAUAUUUAUGAAAAGAGAGAGUCUAUAUUUAUAUUUUUACUUAGUUUGUUCCACAAUGUUUCAUUUCAUGUUUCCAUAUAUAUUACCCUGAACUUUCUGUUGCCACAGUUAAAAAUAUCUUUUGGCUCCACAAAUAAAAAGACAAUUCCUUAUUGUCUGAAUGUAAUACAGUCUUCAUUGUACUAUUCAGUCCUUUGUUUAUUUCUUUUUCAUUUUUGAGUGCAAAAGCCUGGGUUAUUCCUUCUAGAUUAUUGCUUUCCUAUGUGUAACAAAUCCCAUAUGUCCUAAUGGCAGCUUCUUUAAUUCUUCCUGGUUAUAUAAUAUUUUCCAUAGUCUCAUAUACUGCUAUUCAGUGUUUACAAGACACAAUGUAUUAUUCAGGAUUAAAGUGCUCUUUUGAUUCUGUCUCACAGGUACUUACAGAAUCUGCAGAUUUCAUUUGAGACAACAUGAGGGAUGUCAGAUCUUUAUUGAUAAUUUUAGGUAGGAGAUGGAUGCACUAGGACAAUUUCCUAUUUAAUUUAGAUCCUUUAAGCUGUUUCAUCUAGAAACCUAUUGUCUUUCCCCCAUGAUUUUCAAAGUACAGUAUUGUGCUAUCCAUCAUAUAACAGGACCAUAUUGUUAGUCGACUUUCAGGAGAGCCUUCAUUUUAAGUUAUUCUAAAUGAGGCAAUGAAUUUCUGUGAACCUUGAAGGAGACAGGUGGUCUAUGGGUAGGUGACAUGGCAAAGCACCUGGCUCUUAUGUGGCACCAGUAUAUAGUAACUUGAUCUUUUUAGCUGUGUGCUCUUACCUGACAAUUAAUAAACUGUGAAAUAUUUUGUCAACAAGACUAUGUUAGGGUAUGUUCAGUUGGUAAAUGCUUCAAGUUCACGAACGAGACAAAGUGGUUUCAAAAGAGCACUGACACUAGUCUUCAGCAUUGGCACGUGCUGCUUCUAUUGCCAUCUUAUACCAAGGCAGUAGAGUUAAGUUUCCUGGAGUAAUAUGGCAGGUAUUUGAGUCUUUGUAGCCUAGCAAAGACAAGGUCCUGUUUCAGAUUACCUGAGUGAUAUUCAACAUAUUUGAAAGACAUGUGUGACAUGAUUAAGGAAACACAUUGGUAACUACACAUGAGGUUUACCUGAGUUGCUGUGAUUCCAAGUUCAGGGGUAGUCAGAACUAUGGUACCUGACAGAAAUGAGAAUUGGCUUAUUGUGCAAAUGCUGAUAUUUCUUGUAUGACUUUAUAUUUUCUUUUGUUGUCAGAUGAACAGAAAUUAAUAGCUUUAUUUGUCUGUAAAUAUAAUAUUAUGUUGAAGACACAGAAUUCGUAGAACCUAUCUCUUUAUAUUAACAAUCUAUAAAAACAACUGCUGUGUCUGACUUGCUCUGAAUAAAAGUUUGUGUCUUCA